Fusarium poae is the source of this 312-nucleotide messenger RNA. RefSeq lists its product as uncharacterized. The coding region runs from base 1 to 312 and encodes 103 amino acids. The transcript has 2 exons. Lineage: Eukaryota; Fungi; Ascomycota; Sordariomycetes; Hypocreales; Nectriaceae. The record is from RefSeq and is a predicted model, not a curated record.
AUGAAAUUCACUUCCUUUACAGCUGCCCUAGCCGGGCUCACCUCCGUCAACGCUGCUUGGGAAUCCAUCUACCUUGUCAACUCCAGAAAAGGCAAUGAAAUCUCCAGUGGCUGCGCGUACUACGUGGACAACGCUGGGGCGUGGGGUAGACGGCCUGACGACUACACCGAUGUUACUCAUGGGACUCAUCAUGUUUGGGAAGGCAAACGUACAGCCUGUCGAUUUGGCAGUGGUGUUACCUUUAAUGUCGACAUCAAUGCCAAUGCAUUCGUGUUGGAAAAUCCGGGGAUCCCCCUUCCUUUCAGGGUUUAG